AUGGCAGCAGUCACCCAGCCAAGUUUUCAGUCAACUUUCUCUCCAGGAUCCAACUUGGAACUCCAGAAAAGUUCUGCCUGUUGUUCUUGCCAAGAAAAAUGGAUUGGAUACAAAUGCAAUUGUUACUUCAUUUCUAAUGAAGUAAAAACUUGGGAAGAAAGUAAGAAAUACUGUGCUUCUCAAAAUUCCAGUUUGUUUCACCUGAAAAGAGAAGAUGAAUUUCAAUAUUUUAGGAAUCUCAGUAAAGAUGUCUAUUGGAUUGGGCUGCUUUAUGAUGAAACACGCGAUGCCUGGAUAUGGGAGGAUGGCUCUAUUCUCUCUAACAAUCUGUAA
Molecule: messenger RNA, 333 nt
Organism: Elephantulus edwardii (Cape elephant shrew)
Lineage: Eukaryota; Metazoa; Chordata; Mammalia; Macroscelidea; Macroscelididae
Product: natural killer cells antigen CD94-like
Exons: 4
Coding region: 1-333 (110 amino acids)
Biological process (GO): positive regulation of natural killer cell mediated cytotoxicity; stimulatory C-type lectin receptor signaling pathway
Source: RefSeq, a predicted model, not a curated record